Zasmidium cellare ATCC 36951 is the source of this 2256-nucleotide messenger RNA. RefSeq lists its product as uncharacterized. The transcript is spliced from 2 exons. The record is from RefSeq and is a predicted model, not a curated record. NCBI's taxonomy places the organism in Eukaryota, Fungi, Ascomycota, Dothideomycetes, Mycosphaerellales, Mycosphaerellaceae. Gene Ontology annotation, cellular component: microtubule; cytoplasm; membrane. Gene Ontology annotation, molecular function: GTP binding; GTPase activity; microtubule binding. The coding region runs from base 1 to 2256 and encodes 751 amino acids.
AUGGGCAUGCACCAAGAGAGUCACGUCGAGUCUUCCGAGACGCUCCCUCAUGGCGUUAUUGCCACAAGCACUAGCGCCCAGAUGUUCAGCACAUCCUCUCUCGAUGCUCUUCAGGGCGAAGAGUCACGCAAAGUGAUGGAUAUUGUUGACCGAUUGCGCCGCGGUGGGCUGAGCGGUGAAUUGCAAUUGCCGCAGGUUGUGGUUUGCGGUGACCAAUCUUCCGGCAAGAGUUCUGUCCUCGAGGCAAUGACUGAGAUUCCCUUUCCACGCAAGGAGAAUCUGUGUACCCGGUUCGCAACGGAGAUCAUCCUGCGUCGUGCAUUGACCGUGUCUAUCUCUACAAAGAUCAUACCAGACAAGCAGCGUCCUGCGAUGGAGAGGAAGAGGCUGGAAGCCUUCAAGAGCUCGAUUGUUGACUUCAACGAACUGCCAACCCUUAUUGACGAAGCCACUGGUCUUAUGGGUCUGGACGACGAUGAUUCGAACCAAGCACGUGCUUUCUCUCGGGACGUCCUCAGUAUUGAGAUUGCAGGCCCCAACCGUCCACACCUAACACUGGUCGACUUGCCGGGGCUCAUCCAUGCAGAAAACAAGAUGCAGUCGAAGGAGGAUGUGGAGCUUAUUCGCAGCUUAGUCGACGACUAUAUCAAGGAGAAGCGGACAAUCAUCAUGGCAGUGGUGUCGGCGAAGAAUGACUACGCCAACCAAAUUAUCCUCAAAAAGUGCCGCGACUUCGAUCCACAGGGCCAUCGCACUCUUGGCAUAAUCACAAAGCCGGACUUCUUGGAGCCUGACUCUGAUAAUGAGAAAUCUUGGAUCGAGCUUGCCAAUAACCAAGACAUUUUCUUCCAGCUCGGCUGGCACAUUCUAAAGAACCGCUCUGACAGGGAGGCUCUCACGAGCUUCAAGGAUCGCAAUGCCGCUGAGAAGGCCUUCUUCUCGAGAGGAAAGUACCGCGAUCUUUCUCCUGAUAUGCUCGGCAUAAAGUCUCUGUGCUCUCGCUUGAGCCAUUUGCUGUUCAAGCAUCUAAAGACUGAACUUCCUGAUCUUCAGAAAGAUCUUGACAAGAACCACCAGGAGGUGUGUCGAACUCUCGAGCUUAUAGGGGAGAGGCGGUCCACCCCCCAGGAGCAGCGACGAUUUCUCUUGACUAUUGUCACUAACUACCAAGAUAUCGUUAAAGCUGGGGUAAGUGGCCAAUACGAGCACGAAUUCUUUGGCGACACCGAUCCAGAGGAGGCUGUGGAGCACGAGGCCAAUGCGCAUCAUCUCCGUGCUGUCGCGCAGCACUUCAACCUUCAGUUCGCCCUAGCUAUGCGCAAAUAUGGGCAUAAGACCGAAGUCCUUGCUGACGACGGUGACUCGACCGAUGCUACGGAUUCCGAUGAAGCAGAAAUCGAUGAAGCGGAAAUCGAUGAAUGCUACCGCCAAUUCGCCGUGACCCAAGAGCAGGUCUCUCGUGACGAUGCUAUACAACGUGUCCGCAAGAUUUUGAUCCGUUCUCGCGGCCGCGAACUGCCUGGGACGUUCAACCCUAUCCUCAUCAGUAAACUGUUCUGGGAGCAAUCAGCCAACUGGCAGGCUAUUGCAAAUCAACACAUUGAGCAGGUCGCCAGAUUAUGCUCUAACUUCGCUCGUGCAGCUAUCAGCUUCUCAGUGUCGAACGACAUCUCCGCGCGGCUCCAAUCACUUACUUUAGAUAAAGGACUAGACUUGCGUAUGACCCGUGCUAAGGAAGAGCUCGCUCAGAUUGUCGACGAUACGAAGCAUCAUCCUAUCACUUACAACCCGGCGUACAUCUCGACUGUGCAGUCGACGAAGUACGAGAAGCUGUCAUCAAAAUUCAACAGUAUGGCCACAGACUCCAAAGAGCAAAUCUACAACAAGACCACUGGUACCUACAACACCUACCUGAAACCUGAAUUUACUACAAGCAUCAUUCGCAACUUCACGGAAAUGGAUAUGGAUAGGGUUUCAGCGGAAGACGCCCUGGAUAGUCAGCAAGCGUACUACAUGGAAGAAGUCGAGUAUUUCAUCGCUGCGGUUGCCAAGCAGGUCAUCGAGCGUUAUCUCGUCCGCGAUCUCGCCGACACCCGCUCUCCGAUCAUGGUGGGAGAUAUGAGUGAUGCUGAGGUCGCCUUCGUUGCUGCUGAGCCGGAGGAGACGAAGCGCCAGCGCGACCAUCUUGAGGCACGGAAGGCCACGCAGGAGGAAGGCCAAGAGAUCUUCAAAUCGGCGCUUGGUUUCUUCAAGUAA